UGGGGCGCGGAGGAGAGAGAGUGGGGCGCUUGCUCUGGGCUGGGGGGAGGCGGUGGCGGAGAAGGAGGAGAAGAAGGAGGAGCUGGGCCAGCAGGAGGCAGCGGCCGAGAUCGGGCUAGGGUGAUGGUGCAGGUGCCCGGGGCCCGCGCGGAGCUGCCCGGCUGAGGGGCGCCUGGUCCGGGGUCCGCAGCGCCGCCGCGUCUCUCCCGGGGGCGGGCGAGCGGGCGGGAAGAUGCUGAGCAGGUUGAUGAGCGGCAGCAGCCGGAGCCUGGAGCGCGAGUACAGCUGCACCGUGCGGCUGCUGGACGACAGCGAGUACACCUGCACCAUCCAGAGAGAUGCCAAAGGCCAGUACCUGUUUGAUCUUCUUUGCCACCACCUGAACCUUCUUGAGAAAGACUACUUUGGGAUCCGCUUUGUGGACCCAGAUAAGCAGCGGCAUUGGUUGGAGUUUACAAAGUCUGUGGUGAAGCAGUUGAGAUCCCAGCCUCCGUUCACCAUGUGCUUCCGUGUGAAGUUCUACCCCGCAGACCCUGCGGCCCUGAAAGAAGAGAUAACCAGGUACUUAGUCUUCCUACAGAUCAAAAGGGAUCUCUACCAUGGCCGCCUCCUCUGUAAAACAUCAGAUGCUGCCUUGUUAGCAGCUUACAUCCUUCAAGCGGAGAUUGGGGAUUAUGACCCAGGGAAACACCCUGAAGGCUACAGCUCCAAGUUCCAGUUUUUCCCAAAACAUUCAGAGAAGCUGGAAAGGAAAAUUGCUGAGAUUCACAAAACAGAACUCAGUGGUCAAACACCAGCAACAUCAGAACUGAACUUUUUAAGAAAAGCACAGACAUUGGAGACAUAUGGAGUGGACCCUCACCCAUGUAAGGAUGUGUCAGGAAAUGCUGCAUUUCUGGCCUUCACUCCUUUCGGGUUCGUGGUUCUGCAAGGAAACAAGAGGGUCCACUUCAUUAAAUGGAAUGAGGUGACCAAGCUGAAAUUUGAAGGAAAGACUUUUUAUUUAUACGUAAGUCAGAAAGAGGAAAAGAAAAUUAUUCUCACAUAUUUUGCUCCAACUCCAGAAGCCUGUAAGCACCUCUGGAAAUGUGGAAUCGAGAACCAAGCCUUCUACAAGCUGGAGAAGUCAAGCCAAGUCCGCACAGUGUCCAGCAGCAAUUUAUUCUUUAAAGGGAGCCGGUUCCGAUACAGUGGCCGAGUUGCAAAGGAAGUAAUGGAGUCAAGUGCGAAGAUCAAACGGGAGCCACCAGAAAUACACAGAGCAGGGAUGGUUCCCAGCCGCAGCUGUCCGUCCAUAACCCAUGGCCCAAGGCUGAGCAGUGUUCCCAGGACCCGGAGAAGAGCUGUUCACAUCUCCAUCAUGGAAGGCCUAGAGUCUCUACGGGACAGUGCCCAUUCCACCCCGGUGCGUUCUUCCUCCCAUGGGGACACCUUCCUGCCUCACGUGAGAAGCAGCCGGGCAGACAGCAAUGAGCGAGUCGCUGUGAUUGCAGACGAAGCCUACAGCCCUGCAGACAGUGUGCUGCCCACCCCUGUGGCUGAGCACAGCCUGGAGCUGAUGCUGCUUUCCCGGCAGAUCAAUGGGGCCACCUGCAGCAUCGAAGAGGAGAAGGAGUCUGAGGCCAGCACUCCAACUGCUGCAGAGGUGGAGGCCCUUGGGGGAGAGCUAAGGGCCCUGUGUCAGGGGCACGGCAGGCCAGAGGAGGAACAGGUGAAUAAGUUUGUUCUAAGUGUGCUCCGUUUGCUCCUUGUGACCAUGGGACUCCUCUUUGUUUUGCUCCUCCUCCUGAUCAUCCUUACCGAGUCUGACCUUGACAUUGCCUUUUUCCGCGAUAUCCGCCAGACCCCCGAGUUUGAACAAUUCCACUAUCAAUACUUUUGUCCCCUCAGGCGAUGGUUUGCCUGCAAAAUCCGCUCAGUGGUGAGCCUGCUCAUUGACACCUGAGAAGGCAUGAGUCCUCCCAAUAACUAGCCAGGUGGACCCAGGAGCCCGGCUACCCAUUCCCAGCAAUGGGACCCAUCGCGGAACCAUCGGCACAUGUACCAAGUCCUCCUCUCAUGACUCAAA
Ailuropoda melanoleuca (giant panda) is the source of this 2068-nucleotide messenger RNA. It is a transcript of the gene FRMD5, whose product is annotated as FERM domain containing 5. The coding region runs from base 233 to 1945 and encodes 570 amino acids. The record is from RefSeq and is a predicted model, not a curated record. Gene Ontology annotation, biological process: actomyosin structure organization. NCBI's taxonomy places the organism in Eukaryota, Metazoa, Chordata, Mammalia, Carnivora, Ursidae. Gene Ontology annotation, molecular function: cytoskeletal protein binding. The transcript is spliced from 14 exons. Gene Ontology annotation, cellular component: cytoskeleton.